Eutrema salsugineum is the source of this 1845-nucleotide messenger RNA. RefSeq names its product probable folate-biopterin transporter 4. Gene Ontology annotation, cellular component: membrane. Bases 208 to 1674 code for a protein of 488 amino acids. The record is from RefSeq and is a predicted model, not a curated record. Lineage: Eukaryota; Viridiplantae; Streptophyta; Magnoliopsida; Brassicales; Brassicaceae. The transcript has 7 exons.
ACCCCUAUCGUCAUUCUUUGCGUCAGUGGUCAGUCAACGGGAAAAUUGAAUGUUGGGACGAGGAAACCAUAAAUCUGGGAAAGAAAAUUCGUUAUAAGGAAUAGAGAGCAGAUUUUCCCGAGAAAAGAAGAACGAAACAGAAAGAGAAAGAGAUUUUUAGGAGAUUUGAUGAUCCGAAGGAGCUGUUUUGUCUAAUCCUGCUUUACGAUGAUACAUUGGUUGAAGCAGCUGCGAUCGGCGUUUGGCGUCGCGUUUCUGUGGCUCGUUUGCCUCAUUUACUUUACUCAGGGAUUUAGAUCGUUCGUGUGGACAGCAGUUUCUUACCAGCUCAAAGACAGGCUUCAGUUAUCACCAUCAGCUUCUCAGUUUGUCUUCUCUGUAGCAUUCUUUCCAUGGAGCAUAAAACCAUUAUAUGGGAUCAUCUCAGAUUGUAUCCCAAUCGGAGGGAAAAAGAGGACGCCGUAUUUGGUGAUUUCGACUGUGCUCUCUCUUGUGCCAUGGCUCUUGCUUGGUCUAGAUUCAACCUCACGAAGUUCCAGUCUGUACCUGAUGAUUUUCUUAACCGUCCAGAAUCUUGGAUCAGCCAUGGCUGAUGUUGUGGUAGAUGCCAUGAUAGCUGAGGCAGUAAGACUUGAAAAGGCCUCGUUUGCUGGAGAUCUUCAGUCUGUCUCAUGGUUUGCUAUGGCUGUGGGUGGAAUAUGCGGUAGUCUAUUAGGAGGCUAUGCAUUAACCAACUUGAAGAUAGAAACAAUAUUCCUCCUUUUCACGGUACUACCGGCGCUUCAACUACUAUCAUGUGCUCUGGUUGAAGAAAUUCCUGCUAGCAAUGAGCCAUUGCCCGAGCUGCUGGAUUCGAACGGGUUCGAAGAGAAAAGCAAUGAUGAAUAUCGAGAUAAGAUUAAGUCCAAUACAAGAAGAAGGAAAGGGAAAAAGAAAGGUAGAAAAGGGACUAACAAUGUAAAGUCUGUGACACAGAAGAAGAAAUCAAAGUCUUUAGCUUCACAGUUGUUCCAGUCACUGAAAGCAGCCACUUUUGAGUUAUGCCGUGCGUUCAAGCAACCGAUUAUUUUGAGACCAAUGGCAUGGUUUUUCAUCGCGCAUAUCACUGUGCCAAAUCUCUCUACCGUCAUGUUCUAUUACCAAACCGAGGUCUUGCAAUUGGACGCUUCUUUCCUAGGAACAGCCCGUGUUGUUGGUUGGUUUGGGCUCAUGGUUGGAACCUUCAUCUACAACCGCUAUCUUACAAAUAUGACUCUACGCAAGUCUCUCUUGUUUGCUCACAUCGGGCUGUCUAUAACAAUACUCCUCGAUAUGGUUCUAGUAUCUAGAGCAAAUGUGAUUUACAGAGUUUCAGACAAGACAAUGGUGCUCUUCGGUUCAGCUCUAGCUGAUGCCAUCAAUCAACUCAAAUUCAUGCCGUUCUUGAUCUUGUCUGGUCGAUUAUGUCCUCCUGGGAUUGAAGGAACACUCUUUGCGCUGUUUAUGUCUAUAAACAACCUUGGGAACACAGUUGGGUCAUUCAUGGGAGCAGGAUUAGCUUCAGUUCUGGGAAUCUCUUCAGGGUCCUUUGAGAAUAUGUUUCUUGGCUUAGCCAUUCAAGUGUUUUGCACUUAUAUACCUGUUUUGUUUCUUUUCUUGAUACCCAAGGAAGCUACAGGAGUAUCAGCUUUGUAGGUCACAGAGACAAAAGCUUAGUUUCUCGUAGAAAAGAUUUAGAUCAGUGGUUUCGCAUUUUUUGGGGGCAUCAGUUUUUGACAUUCUUAAAAACUUUUGGAAUUGACACACACAUCAGACAGAGUUAGAGAGUUGUCAAUUAUAUACUAAGAUUAUACAGCUCCAUUUUCU